UAAAUGUGUAUAACACCGAAGCAAAAAUAGGGCAUGUAAAAUACCAACUCAGUUAACAAAAGAUCAAAGUCAGAGGAAAUUCACAAAAUUCAUAUGAAGAAGAAAGUGCUCCAAUGAACAAGCUCACCACUCAGUGACAACAGCCAUGGCGUCGCGCUUCAGUUCCAGAAUGGCGCCAAAAUGCAAUCUUUCUCCCAAAAAACUUCCCAGAACCAGAGCUCGGCUGCCGUUAGAUGACCCCAAAGAUUUUCCUCAAUUUCUCAGAAACAACUGCAAAAUCAGCGCCUCUUCUCACGGUAAAGAAACUGUAAGAAGUGUAUAUGCAAUUCUCACAAUUGAUCGAUGGGAGUCGCUGAAUUGCAUGAAAUACAAAACGGCUCCGCUGAGGCGAGUUCACGGAAGGUUAGCUCUCAAAUUCUUGAAAUGGGUAGUGAAGCAACCCGGUUUGGAGCUCACUCACAUAACUCACUUGUAUUGUAUCACCACCCACAUUCUCGUUAGAGCAAGAAUGUAUGAUUGUGCCAAGUCGAUUUUGAAGUAUUUGUCAGAAACGGGUUCGGGUACGGGUCCAAGUUCUGUUUUUUAUGCGUUGAUGGAUACUUAUCCUCUCUGUAAUUCAAACCCUGCUGUUUUUGACCUGUUGAUAAGGGCUUAUGUGAGAAUGGGGGCAGCUGAUGAUGCUUUAGAGGCUUUUCGUUUGAUGUGUUCGAGGGGGUUUAGGCCGUCGGUGUGUACUUGUAAUAUGAUUCUUGCAGCAAUGGCUAAGGCGCGGCGUGCUGAGCCUGUGUGGCUGUUUUUUGGAGAGGUUAUUGGGAAUGGCGUAUGUCCGAAUGUUAGCACUUUCAACAUAGUGUUGAGUGUGCUUUGUGGGGAGGGGAAGUUAAAGAAGGCAAGUUAUUUGCUUGGGAAGAUGGAGGAGAGUGGUUAUGCCCCGACUGUGGUGAGUUAUAAUACAUUGCUGAAUUGGUACUGUAAGAAGGGGAGGUAUAAGGAAGCUAUUCAGCUGUUGGAUCACAUGAGUUGCCGGGGAAUUGAGGCUGACGUGUGUACAUAUAAUGUGCUUAUAGAUGAUUUGUGUAAGAAUAACACAAGUGCUAAAGGGUAUCUACUUUUGAAGAAGAUGCGAAAGAGGAUGGUCACCCCUAAUGCAGUCACGUAUAAUACUCUCAUAAAUGGAUUUAUCAACGAGGGGAAAAUUGGAGUUGCUGGGAAACUUUAUGAUGAUAUGUGUAAGGGUGAUGUUUCACCAAAUUGUAUCACGUAUAAUGCUCUUAUUGAUGGGCAUUGUCGUAGAGGCAAUUUUGUCGAAGCUUAUGAACUUCUUAAUGAAAUGCAAGCGAAGGGAUUGAGGCCUAAUCAGGUUACUUACGGAUCACUUUUGGAUGGACUCUGCAAGCAUGGAAAGUUAGAUUCUGCGAGAAAUCUACUUGCAAGGUUAAAGCUGGAUGGAGUUACCGUCAACUCUAUAAUGUAUACUACACUAAUGGAUGGAGUAUGUGGAAGUGGCGAACUAGUUGAGGCUAUGGAGUUGCUCGAUGGCAUGUUUAAGGAUAAUAUGCAUCCUGAUAUUGUCACAUAUUCAGUUCUUGUAAAUGGAUUUUCUAAAGCUGGGAAGAUAAAUCGUACUAAGGAAAUCAUCUGUAAAAUAUUUAGAUCUGGAAUCAAAAUGAACAAAAUUGUAUAUUCUACAUUGAUUUGCAAUUUCUGCAGACUGGGAGAUAUGGAUGAAGCAAUAAGAUUUUAUACCAUGAUGCUUCGUAGUGGUCAUUGUCCUGAUGUUUUCUUAUGUAACUUAUUGAUAUCCUCCCUUUGUAGAAGUGGAAAUGUGGCGGAGGCGGAAGUUUUCAUGCAUCACAUCCAUAAAAUUGGUCUUGCCAACUCUGCUACCUUCGAUGCAAUUAUUGGCGGUUGUGUAAAUAAAGGAGACGUGUUGAGAGCAUUCGAAUUGUUAGAUGAAAUGGUUAAAUUUGGCUACCAGCCUAGUGCCUUCACAUAUGGAAGUUUACUGAAGGGACUGUGCAAAGGAGCAAAUAUCCAGGAAGCGCUUGACUUCUUUAGUAAGCUUCGGAAAAUUCCUCAUGCCACGGACAUAGUCACCUACAACACGAUGCUGGCUGAGUUAUUUGCGCAAGGCUAUUUCGAAUUGGCUCUCAGUCUUAUAGCUGAGAUGGUUGAAAACAACAUGUUUCCUGAUAGUUAUACUUACGGUUGUCUGAUCGCCGGUUUAUGUAGGACCGGGAACGUGUUGACUGCAAUUCUUCUGUUGGAAAGGGGAGUGCAAAGAGGAACUCUUUCUCCGAACCAGUUUAUGUAUUCGAGUAUAAUUAGUGGACUCAUCAAGAUCGGCCAAGGACAAGCUGGCAUUUACUAUUUUGAUGAUAUGGUAAAGCAAGGUCUGAAUCCUGAUAUAGUUACUCUCAAUGCAGUUAUCGAUGCAUGUUCGAGGACAGGGGAGCUUGAUAAGUUGGACAAUGUCUUAUCAAUGAUGGAAAGCCGAAGUUUAACCCCUAGUUUGACUUCGUAUAACAUUCUCUUGCACGGGGAAUCAACACGAAAAAACAUUUCUGGUUGCUUCGCGUUGUAUAGAACCAUCUUGAGAAACGGUUAUGUUCCUGAUAAAUUUACUUGCCAUUCUAUUGUUCUCGGGCUGUGCAAAUCCAGAAUGCUGGAUAUCGGAGCUAAGUUUCUGAAGAUGAUGGUCGCGAAUGGGACUCUUGCAGAUCAUUUGACGUUUGAUUUGCUUAUAACAGCGUAUAGUCAGAGAGGCGACGUGUCAAAAGCCCUUGAUUUGCUGAAUUUCAUGAGGCUUAGUGGAGUUUCGCCUAGUGAAGAUACUCUCUCUUCGAUCUUUAAUGGUCUUAAGAGAAUUUCACGAUGCCGUGAAUCCCGUGUUUUACUUCAUGGAAUGGUGGAGAGUGGUUUUCUUCCGACAAUCAGACAGUACUGCAGAUUGAUAACGAGCAUGUGUAAAUCUGGAGAUAUGCGGGGAGCUCUUAAACUUAAAGACGAGAUGGAGGCUCUUGGCGUUAGCUCUCGCCAGGUGGCUGAGAGCGCGUUAGUUAGGGGGCUCGUGCAGAGUGGGAAAAUGGAGGAUGGGAUGGUUGUGCUGAAAUGCAUGAUGAUGAGCAAGCUCGUUCCAACCAUUCCAACUUUCACGACGGUCAUUCAUGCUUUAUGUAAAGAAUCUAAACUGUCCGAGGCAAUGGAUUUGAAGCUGCUGAUGGAACAUCAUGGAGCUAAACCGGACGUUGUUACCUACAACGUUCUUCUGACUAGCUUCUGUCGGAGUGGUGAAUUUGCUCGUGUCUUCACAUUGUACGAGGAGAUGAAACGCAGGAGUGUCUCCCCUGAUGCCACCACGUUUUCUGUUCUCAUUGAGGCUGUUUCUGCUGAAAACGAUUCUGCCAGAGGCGAAAAGAUUUUGGUCGACUUGGAGGAGAGAGGAUUCGUUUGUCAGAGUUCAACUGCUGAACCUUGGGGUCGAAGACUGGCUGAUGCCGUGGUGAAUAUAAACCUCAUGAAAGGCAGAAAAUGAUCGACACUCACGGACCUGCUAGAAAACGAGCCCAGGAUUACACGUCCCUGCAGGCACUUUCUAAUGGAAGGUAACAAGGCAUAGUUUCAAUCUUAUCUCAGGAGCAGUGCUUCUCUUGAUGCAGCAUUCACUAAAAAUGAAACACAUGAGAUAGUGAUGGUUAUCUUUUGGAGUGCAUCACGAAGCACGUCGUCGUCGCGGCGUGCCCUAGCACCACCUCCUGCGGCGGCCUUCGGUGUUGUGGCGAUGGUUAAGGACUAGAAGUGGAAGCAGAGGAGGGUUAGGGAAGGUCUGGUGAAUUUUGUUCCCUGCCUAAAUGAGCUGCCGCAAUUACGAAUAUCCCAAUUACAUUUUGAGCAUCUAAUGUUGCUUUGCUUGUGCAAACUUUUUCUAUUACCUUACAAAGGAAAUAUAGAGAUAUACAUUCACAUUGAGCCCAACAUCUAAAUCAUUUUAGGGCUUGUGUGCUAUGCAUGAUAUGUGUGAGAUAGAUACGUGUGUAUAACAUUCUAAUAUGUUAUUUGCUUCAAAAUUUAGUCAUUUAUAAAUUACUGAUAUGUUAUCUAUUA
This is a messenger RNA of Salvia miltiorrhiza (redroot sage), 4104 nucleotides long. Its product is annotated as pentatricopeptide repeat-containing protein At5g55840. The transcript has 4 exons. The record is from RefSeq and is a predicted model, not a curated record. Lineage: Eukaryota; Viridiplantae; Streptophyta; Magnoliopsida; Lamiales; Lamiaceae. Bases 146 to 3535 code for a protein of 1129 amino acids. Gene Ontology annotation, molecular function: protein binding.